AUGGUGAUAGUGAAAUUGCUGAUUAUUGUAUUUUGCUAUCUAAAUAAAGCCUAACCAAGCCCUUUCUGGUGAUAAAACACAAUUCAUAAAUUGUGUAUUACGUAUUCGAAUGUUUGAAGUCAGUUUUGUGUUAUUUUUCGCUCUUUUCACGAAACUCGUCUGCACGUAAAAAACAAAUACUUUUUCUCGUGAAUUUUAAUCGGAAACCGGCUAAGAUGUGGAAAGCAUCAAUGGAUGUAACAGCUCCAGAACCAGCAGAGGCUGAUGACUGGGAAACAGAUCCUGACUUCGUGAAUGAUGUGACAGAGCAGGAACAACGCUGGGGACCUGGAGGCAGACAUGUGGAGGCUAUUGACAUGGCGAAACUCAGGGAAGAGGUUUUUGAAGCUGACAAACAUAGCAAGAAACAACAAUAUGAGGCUGGGCCUAAACCAUCUUUUGGAUAUGGUGGAAAAUUUGGUGUGCAGUCAGACAGAAUGGACAAGUCGGCAGUGGGACACGACUACGUCGGGAAGACGGAGAAACAUGUCUCGCAAAAGGAUUAUGCACAAGGUUUCGGAGGUAAAUUCGGUGUGCAGACAGACCGGAUGGACGCGAGCGCGGUGGGCCACGACUACGUGGGCAAGGUGGAGAAACACGCCUCGCAGACGGACGGCGCUAAGGGCUUCGGGGGCAAGUUCGGCGUACAGACCGACAGGGUGGACAAGAGCGCGGCCGGCUGGGAGCACAAAGAGCAGGUAGUGAAACAUUCCUCGCAGAAGGACUAUUCGGUGGGCUUCGGCGGCAAAUUCGGCGUACAGUCCGACAGACAAGACGCUUCCGCGGCCGGCUGGGACCACCACGAGGCACACCACACGCACGAGUCGCAGACAGAUUACAAAGAAGGUUUCGGCGGUAAGUUCGGCGUGCAGACAGACAGACAGGACGCGUCGGCGGUCGGCUGGGACCACCAGGAAAAGACUCCCGCGCACGCCAGCCAAGUCGAUCACAAAAAGGGUUUUGGCGGCAAAUUCGGCAUCCAAACGGACAGAGUGGACAAAUGCGCGCACCGUUUCGACGAGGUGGGGAAGGUGGGCACCAACUACACCAAGCAGCGGCCCGACAUAGGCGCUGCCAAGCCCUCCUCGAUACGGGCUAAGUUUGAGAACAUGGCCAAGGAGAAAGAACAGGAAGCACAGCAGUCAGUCCAAAGGAUAAGGCAAGAGAGACAACAGACGGACAAAAGCCUAUCAGAUAAGGAAAAGGAACGCGUGGAAAAAGAAGAAGUACCAGAGAAAGAUGAACAACAAAACCAACCGUCGCAACCGAAACAAGAAGAAAUAAACAAAUUUAACAUUCCCACGAGCACAAAUGUGAAUGCACAUGUCAACACAAUCCAAAAGACUGAAGAAAAGGUAGACGCAGUGGCCGCUACGCCAGAAGUGCCAAAGAGUCCGGUGCAAGAAGUGAAACAGAUCAUAUUACCUGACGUCACUUUGGUAGGAGAUGCUAAGGAAGAAGAGAAAGUAGAGAGCAAAGAAGCAAAGGAAGAAAUAACCCGCCAGCCCACGAUAGUGGUGUCACCCGUGGGCUGGGAGAGCGAGAUGGGUGCGGAUGCGGACGCAGAUGACGAGGACGGGUAUACUGCGCGCGCGCUCUACGACUACCAGGCCGCCGCGCCCGACGAGAUCUCCUUCGACCCCGACGACCUCAUCACCAACAUCGUCAUGAUCGACGAAGGCUGGUGGCAAGGACUAUGUAAGGGCGCAUACGGACUGUUCCCGGCGAACUACGUGCAACUGCAAGACAAAUAACUGGCUUCACACUCUACAUUCCUUAGGUAUAUGCGUGUAUAUGUGUCAAAGGCAUCGAUCAACUGAUACUAGAUACAACACUUGCUUAAAUUCAUACCCGUAUUCAAUUACUUUUUUUUUUUUUUUGGCUUGGUGGAAAAGCUUUAUUGCAACCUCCGUCCCUUGGGCAGGACGAGGUUAUUUGGGACUCCGCCCUGUAAAGGGGUAUACCCAAACUAAAAACCACCACGGCAUGUCCCCUGGCCUUGUUAGACGCCCGGGGAACCCGUUGUAUAGUUAAAGAAUCCAUGGUUUUUGCCGGGCAUAUUUGGUCUUGUUAGGGUUCCGUACCCAGUUGCGCGCACUACAUACAUGCACAAAAGCACUGCAUAACCUUAAAUGGAUAUAUAUGUCGCAUCGGAGGAGGAUGUCGGAAAUUUUAAGCAAUCUACCUGCUGUAUACAUACCCUGGUAAAUAACCUAGUGUACGCCACUAUCUGUACCCAAAGGGUAAAAUGGGACUCUAUUACUAAGACUUUGCUUUCCAUCCGUUUGUCUGUCUGUCCGUCUGUCACCGGGCUGUCUCAUGAGCGAUGACAGUAAGACAGUUGAAAUUUUCACAGAUGAUGUAUUUCUAUUGCCGCUAUAACAAGAAAUAAUAAUAAACAAUAAAAUAAAUAUUUGAGGGGGCUCUCAUACAACAGACAUGAUGUCUUUGAGUAUUCUAAGAGAUGGCGCUAUUUUAUUUGUUAGUUGAACUUGCGUACAAUGUUUUUUCAAACUAUCAUAUCCAUUAAUUUUUACUGAUAUUCAUAGCCUAAAUGCGUCUAUAUUUGCCACAACCCUAGAUCAUUUACACUAAUCAUUUCUCAAAAACCAACCAUUUUGCUUAUGUGUUACGUUUCAAUUUUCAAUGCGGAAUAUACGACAAAGUGUCAACUGUUUCAUACCCAAUGCACAAAAGUUUUAGCAAUUCUUUCUUGCCAUUUCUUUACGCGUCGAUUUUGUAUCUUAGUGUUAGUUGAUCGAUUAAUAAAUGUUAUAAUAUUUUGGACAAAAAUAUAUGUGACUGUUUCAUAAGAAAAUCAUUUGAACCUAAGUUAAUAUAAAUAACUGUUAUAAAAUUGAAUGAAAACUGUUACAUAGCCGAAUAAAUUGUAAAUAAACAUUAAAGAGAGAUUGUUACGCCGAAUAAAUUUUAAUACCGGCCAAAAAUUGUUGCAUAACCGAGUAAAUACUGGCCGAAAUAUUGUUGUGUUAGUCGAAUAGUUGUUAUUUUUUUAAAUCGAUGACGUAAUUGUGGUAAUUUAUCGCUUAAUGCGCGAUUAAUUAAAUCAUUUGUUAAAUAGUAACAUUGAUCAAGUGUAUUUAAACUAU
Messenger RNA from Pararge aegeria (speckled wood butterfly), 3149 nucleotides. RefSeq names its product src substrate cortactin (gene Cortactin). Lineage: Eukaryota; Metazoa; Arthropoda; Insecta; Lepidoptera; Nymphalidae. Gene Ontology annotation, molecular function: actin filament binding. The coding region runs from base 216 to 1793 and encodes 525 amino acids. Gene Ontology annotation, biological process: regulation of actin filament polymerization. The transcript is spliced from 12 exons. Gene Ontology annotation, cellular component: cortical actin cytoskeleton; actin filament; plasma membrane. The record is from RefSeq and is a predicted model, not a curated record.